AUGGCCGAUAAAUCUAAAUUUCGAGAAUCAGUAAGACAAAAGUUUUCGAAAUCUUCUAAACUAUUUGUGGUUGCUAUAGACUUUGGGACUACUUUCUCUGGAUAUGCUUACUCAUCAAAGGCAGAAUGGACUAAGGUUUUCACAAAUAAGUGGACAGGGGGACUUCUUAUAUCCUAUAAGGCCCCCAGUGCACUUCUCCUCAACCCAGAUGAAUCAUUUCACUCUUUUGGAUUUGAUGCCGUGAACAAUUAUGCCUCUCUUAUUGCUGAUGAAGAUUGUCAGGACUAUCUGUUUUUCCAUCGGUUCAAAAUGAUACUGAAGACAAGCUUAGAAAAGAGAAUUCACAGAAAAACACAAUGUAUAGCUGAGAAUGGUAAAUCUGUAGAUGCCAUGAAGGUCUUCACUAACUGCAUCAAGUACAUGAAGGAUCAUCUAUUGGAAAAACUGCGAGAUAUUUCCGUAGAAAUUUUUAUGGAGGACAUAGACUUUGUUCUUACAGUACCUGCAAUCUGGGAAGAUACUGCUAAAAUGUUUAUGCGAGAAGCAGCAGAGAAUGCUGGGAUAAAAAGUGACCAGUUGAGGAUAGCCCUGGAGCCUGAAGCAGCGUUAAUUUACUGUCAGCUGAUGCAUUUAGAAUCGAAAGAAAACAGCAUAAUCUUUUUGGCUGGUCAAGAGAAAAAAUCUAAAUAUUUAGUCCUUGAUCUUGGCGGUGAGACUGCAGAUUUUACCGUUAUUGAGCAGGAGGCGGAUGGUACUUUCGCGGAGGUGAUUCCAGUAGGUGGAGGUCCGUGGGGCGGAAAUCGUUUGGAUCGAGCAUUCCAUGGUAUUUUAGCAGAACUGUUCGGUGAGGAUGUCAUGCGGAGAUUUAGAACUGAACCUGAUUUUGCUGAAGAUUAUAUAGAUUUUUUUCAAAGUUUCGAAUUGAACAAAAGGUUUUUUGAACCAAGAAAAGAUGAAUUAGUCCAUUUUCCUUUGCUUGGACUCCGUGAUUUAGUAAAGGCUAUCAAUAAAGGCAAAAAAAAUUCACCCAACAUCACUAUAGAAGAAAUCAUUAAAAAUUCAAGAUUCAAAGAUGAUCUGCAUGCUAGUUUUCAGAAACUACACAUAAAAAACUCUUUCUUUGAGCAAAUGAUUGUUCGAAUAGUAAAUUUACUUACUGACAAUUUAGCCGAUCUUUACAAAAAUAUUAGAGGAGGUUUAGAGGCAAUUCUUAUGGUUGGGGGGUUUUCAGAGUGUACCAUUGUCCAGGAAGCUGUCAGGGAUUUCUUUAAAGACAAAUGUAGAGUGAUUAUCCCAAGUGAAGCUGGCAUUGCCGUCCUGAAGGGAGCUGUCUACCUGGGUCAUCAACCACAUCUUAUCUCGGAACGUGUGGCGAGUCAUACUUAUGGAAUCCAAAUUUGGCCAAAGUUUGAUAAAACACUUCACAUGAAUUCAAAGCUUGUUAGGAUGGGAGAUGAAAAUAGAUGCAGAGAUGUAUUUUUCCGAUUUGUUACAAAGGGAGAAAAAAUUAAACCAGAAGAAAAUUCUUGCAUAUUCAAGGUAUUGAAACCAGAAGAAAGCAUGCUAGAAAUUGGCGUAUUCAUUUCAGCUGACAAUGACCCUCGAUAUGUUGAUGAGAAUGGUUGUGUAAAGCUAGGGCUUCUGGAACUUCCACUUCAAAGUACUGGAGAAGAUGAAAAUUUAGAAAUCGAAGUUGCUUUCACAUUCGACCAUUCAGAACUACAGGUUAAAGCUUACAAUUUUCAAACCAACAAAGAAUAUGAGGUUACUUUUGAUUUACUCUCCAGGUAAAUGGUUUUUUGAUUUCAAAGGAGCACAUCUGUUGGAAACUGUAUUUACAUGUAAACAUGUAUCUGGAACAAAUGACUUCUUAAUCAGUUGCAUUUAAAGCUUUGUUUUUAAAGAAAAUGCAAAAAAGGAACGA
This is a messenger RNA of Saccostrea cuccullata (small rock oyster), 1924 nucleotides long. Its product is annotated as heat shock 70 kDa protein 12B-like. The transcript is spliced from 4 exons. The record is from RefSeq and is a predicted model, not a curated record. Gene Ontology annotation, molecular function: ATP binding; ATP-dependent protein folding chaperone. Lineage: Eukaryota; Metazoa; Mollusca; Bivalvia; Ostreida; Ostreidae. The coding region runs from base 1 to 1791 and encodes 596 amino acids.